AUGGAUUUAACCGGUCGCGUUGCUAUAGUAACCGGCGCGAGUUCUGGCAUAGGGGCUGCUACUGCAAAGCUGUUCGCUGCUCAAGGUGCCUUAUUAACUAUAGUCGGAAGAAACGAAGCGAGAUUGCUAGCCGUCGCCGAUGUUUGCGAACAAGCCAACGGUAACAAACCAGUGUGCGCACUCGUCGAUCUAACUGUAGAAAAUAGUUGUGAAGAAGUCGUGAGAAAAACCGUCGAGACAUACAAUAAAUUGGAUAUAUUGAUAAACUGUGCAGGAAAGGCAAUGUUGACGUCUCUAUUCGACAACUCAAUGAUUGUUUUUGACGAACUGGUGGCAUUGAAUCUUAGAGUUCCAUAUCAAAUGACGCAACUUUGUUUACCACACUUGAAGAAAACAAAGGGGCACAUAGUAAACGUAUUCGCUUCGCCGAUGCGUAUGAGACCUGGUUUUCUGCCUUAUGUAAUGAUAAGAGACGCCAUGGAGAGGUUCACUAGAUCAGCAGUCCUAGAAUUGGCCCCCGAGGGAGUGAGAAUGAACGCCGUCCGCCCGGGCAUAACGAGAACUAAUCUGCUGUCAAACUUGAACGUCGACGACGAUAUGAUGGAUCAUGCUUACGCUGCUAUAUCGAAGAUCUUGCCAAAUUCCGCCAUCCUAGAGCCCGAUGAGGUGGCGAAAACUAUUCUGUUUACAGUCAGUGAUAUUUGUCCAAAUCUGAAUGGUUCUAAUAUACAAAUAGACGGUGCCGCCACCGUAUCUUGA
Diatraea saccharalis (sugarcane borer) is the source of this 759-nucleotide messenger RNA. The record is from the annotation of a GenBank genome assembly. Lineage: Eukaryota; Metazoa; Arthropoda; Insecta; Lepidoptera; Crambidae.